AUGGGUACCAGGAGACAUUUCAUCUCCACAGUUUUUAUCUUUCUGAUUUCAAAUGCUUACUCCGAAUCGUUUAACUCUGGAAUUGGAUCAUGUGACUCUGUUAUCAGUAGUUUGGUGACUGAAUUGGAAUAUGACAACGGCAGUCCGGAUACUGCAUUAAUGUGCAGAAAGGUGUCGAAAUGCCUCAAUUCACUGGAUAGUGAAUCCUCUCGGGAACUGAAAGAACUUUAUGAUUCAAGAUGCGAAAAGUAUGAAUUUUAUGGUCACGGAAUGAUGGAUUGCUACCAAACAAUCCUCGAGCAACGAGAACUUAGGGAGCUCUCGGAAAUAUCAAAAUGUCUGAGAACUGAUCCUAUUCAAAAACGGAACUACUUCAACAUAGCCCAGCCUUGCAUUCUCCAAGUUGCGAGUCAGUCGUGCACUACUCGCGCAUUCAACUAUCUCAAGACAAAUUAUGACGAGUUCCUGGAUUAUCUGACUAUUGAACCUGAAAAUGGGAACUGUGAGAAUCUCCAAGUCGAGUUAAACAGAUUUCAAUGCCGGAAUACUAUGAACAACGAACAUAAAAACUGGUUGUUUUUCAGAAAUGAAGACAGUACGGGUGACAUCUUUUCUUAUAUAGAAUCAGACAAUGAGGUGUGCUGGAAAUUUCAGAGAUGCAGUCGAGACACCUGCAACAUUUUCCCACUUGCAAAUCAACUUCGACACUGUGAAAUUAUUGAAGCAGUUCAAACGGAUUUCUUUGAAUGUCUUAUGAAGAACGGAAAUAUUCAUCCAGUUGAAAUUGACGGAUGUUCUAAGAAUAAUGAAUACAAAGACUGUGUAAAAUCAAAAAUGGCGGCAAGAUGUGGUAGUGAAGCAGUUAUAGAUUUCGACAAAAGAUAUGAAUGGUUCAACACUUAUAAUUUGAAACAAGAGUUCAUAGAUAUUGAAAUAAAAGGGAACUACACUGAACUAGAGGAAAUGAAAACCCAGGAUAAUGGGGUGACGGAAGAUUCAAAAGUUGGAAAAUGUGCUCCAGUUGUCGAUGAAUUAGUGACACUGCUUUUAAGGAGAACUUUUGAAGAAUUCAGCGAACAUUAUCAAAAUGCAAACGAAACUUGUUCUAGGGUGAAGGAUUGUUUCAAAUUAAUCGGAACACCAGAAGCUCAAAAACUACAACAAUCUUAUCAAGUUGUUUGCGAUAGGCUGGAAUUCACUUUCACCGAAUUAAUCUCUUGUGUUAAUAAAUUUUAUGAAAACGAACGGAAAGAAGGUAACAAAUCCAGUGAUUUCGUCUCGAAAAAUCUCACUUUGAAACGAGAAGCUUUCACAUCAAAAAAAGAAAUGUUCUUAGAGUUUGCUGAGUCGAAAUGUAUCAAACGAGGAAUAGAGUAUCUGACUUUGAACUAUGAGAAAUUUGUGGACUUUCUAACUACGGAAUCGACGAAUGAUCGUUGUAAAUCUAUACCUAAAAGAGCCGAAAACGAGCUUUGUAUCCGAGAUGUUCAACAUAAUAUUAAUUAUUUGGAGACGGACCAACCAAGGUUUGUUGACAGGAUUUUCAAGGAUUGUCAGCGAGCAAAGAAAUGUGUUGAACAACUUCGAGAGAAAAACAAUGAAGCGGAUGAACAACUCACUUGUCAGGGUUCGAAAGUCACGAGAACGGCAUCACCAGAAUUAUUUUUGACCAAGUUCAUAGAAAAUAAGGAAUGUCUGAAGUUUUUGAUGUUUGAUAAUUGUGGAACGGAUGCAACUAGGCAUUUUAAUGAGAAUUUCAACAAUGCUGUGAAGAGAGUUGAAGAAGAUAGAAAUAUUGGAUGA
This is a messenger RNA of Caenorhabditis remanei, 1803 nucleotides long. RefSeq lists its product as uncharacterized. Lineage: Eukaryota; Metazoa; Nematoda; Chromadorea; Rhabditida; Rhabditidae. The transcript is spliced from 7 exons. The coding region runs from base 1 to 1803 and encodes 600 amino acids. The record is from RefSeq and is a predicted model, not a curated record.